GCUUAUAUAAACCUCACCUCCACUCAUUGUACCAGACCCACAAUCACAAUUCUUCUUCUGAUCAUCAUCAUCAACUCUUCCCCCAAAUCCCCAAAGACAUCAAACUCCAAACAUGGCAGCCUUUUCAUCAUCAUCAUUUCAGCCUUUCCUUCUAGACUCAUCACUCUUCCUCCCCACCCCCUCCCCCAACAUCACUAAGAUGCCUCAACUCCUUGAGGACCCAACCAACAUUCCAGCCCCUCAGUUCCUACACACCAAUGAGGCUUCUGCCAUCACAAACAAGAACAGUGUGGAUUCCUCUUCAAUCCUUACUCAUGAUGACAACACUACUCCUCACCAACUCUCUCACACCUUGCCCAAGAAGAGGAAAUGCAAGCACCCCUCCUCUCCAAAUUCUGCCCAAUCUAAGGAUAAAAGACAAGUGAAAGAAAAGAAGCAGAAGAAAGUGAAAGAUGAUGAUGAUGAUGAAGAAAAGAGCAAAUCCAAAGGUGAAAAGAAAGGAGGAGGGAGAGGAGAAGCUCCAACAGGCUACAUCCAUGUCAGGGCCAGGAGGGGUCAGGCAACAGAUAGCCACAGCCUUGCUGAGAGGGUGAGGCGGGAGAGGAUAAGUGAGAGACUGAAGCUGCUACAAGCCCUUGUUCCUGGUUGUGACAAGGUUACUGGAAAGGCCCUGAUGUUGGAUGAAAUUAUCAACUAUGUUCAAUCCCUCCAAAAUCAAGUUGAGUUUCUCUCUAUGAAGCUCGCUUCUUUGAAUCCCAUUUUUUACGACUUUGGCGUGGACUUACAGUCGAUUAUGGUCCGAUCUGAUCAGGAGUUGGGUAACUUGGCAUCACCAUUGCCAAGCAUGCAAGAAUGCAACCCCACAACAGGAAUCAUCAACAACUAUCCACCCCUGCAAAAUUCUGCUUCUAAUUCUAUCCUCUUCCAAGAAGCCCAAAUUCCCCAGGGAAGUAGAGAUGAGAGGUUGUGGGAAGUGGAGGAGCAUAGACAAAAAAUUAUGAACCAGUCAGCAUUCAGCAACAGCUUGUUUUCCUUCCAUUAAUAUAGAUUCGUUGUUGCAGCUUCUGCCCUACAAACAUCCAUCACCUGAGUGUAAGGAAUUGCAGGAAGCGAUGGGCAUAAAUUCCUAGUGCAGGCUGCUCGAGAUUCCAACUCCGAAUUUGAUGUGAUGAACACUAAUAAUGCCCAGUGAAUAUGGUGAAUAAAGGGCUCUCAUAUAUGAAUCAAAUUUCAGGUGGAUAUCGCGUGAUGGAAAUGCGACUUCAGAUCUACAGACCAAACAGAUCUUUAUUUGAUCCUUUGUUCCUCUCACGUUUGACUCACAAAUGUCGCAGAACAAAUUCCUCCACCCCCACCCGAAAAAAAAAA
Messenger RNA from Sesamum indicum (sesame), 1368 nucleotides. RefSeq names its product basic helix-loop-helix (bHLH) DNA-binding superfamily protein. The record is from RefSeq and is a predicted model, not a curated record. Lineage: Eukaryota; Viridiplantae; Streptophyta; Magnoliopsida; Lamiales; Pedaliaceae. Gene Ontology annotation, biological process: regulation of DNA-templated transcription. Gene Ontology annotation, molecular function: protein dimerization activity; DNA-binding transcription factor activity. Gene Ontology annotation, cellular component: nucleus.